AUGACGUCUCAAUUCCAAUCUCUGUUUCAGCGCAUUGCUCGCAAUCAACGUGUCGUUGCUACGGCUCUGGCAGCAACUUUUAUCGGAGUUCCCGUACUGCGGGCUGCGGUCCUCGACUACCGCGAGUACAUCAAGAUUGGGCCUGGCGGCGUCCCCUACAACGUCUUUGGCUGGCUCAUCCAGCUGUGCCUGCGACCCAUCACCAAGGAACCGUUUCACACGAGCUGCUAUGAUGGCGCAAGGGCGAUCAAAGAAGCAGGGCCAAAUGCCGGUUCGGCGUUUUUGAGUGAAGAUGAUGUUCCUGUGCGCUGUUCGCCGAGGCCGGAGGUAGGCAGCUGGACGGUUCCUAGUCGUCAGUUGACGGAUAUGGCGGAUGAAGAGGUGAAGAAGCGCUAUAAUGAAUUCCUCCAAUCUCUAGUUGCAUCCUCACCUUCCCAACUAAAGAUCGCCCAGUCCUUCGCAGAAGGCCGCGGCCCAGCGCUCUUCAUUGCCUCAGACGGUCCCCUGCACCCAGUGGCCUGGUGGGCGAGGAAGGAGAUAACGCACAUGCACGCCAGCGACGGAUCUAUGCACCUCAACUUGGCGCCCAAGGACGCCAAGCUGGUGCUGGAGCGAGGCUGGGGACAGCGGCAUCCGCUGAGUGGGAGGAUGCUGUACACGGGGCUCCUCAUGAUUUAUGCGCCGAGGGGAGAGGAGGAGCUGGAGGUUGUCAAGAGGAUUACGAAGGCUAGUAUACGGUUUAUGCUUGGAGAAGAGGCUUGA
Fusarium falciforme is the source of this 762-nucleotide messenger RNA. RefSeq lists its product as hypothetical. The transcript is spliced from 2 exons. Bases 1 to 762 code for a protein of 253 amino acids. The record is from RefSeq and is a predicted model, not a curated record. Lineage: Eukaryota; Fungi; Ascomycota; Sordariomycetes; Hypocreales; Nectriaceae.